Molecule: messenger RNA, 3326 nt
Organism: Neocloeon triangulifer
Lineage: Eukaryota; Metazoa; Arthropoda; Insecta; Ephemeroptera; Baetidae
Exons: 25
Coding region: 49-2490 (813 amino acids)
Molecular function (GO): odorant binding
Source: RefSeq, a predicted model, not a curated record
GCCGAAUGCGAAAAGUUUAUCGCACAGUUGUUGCUCGGCAUUUAAAAUAUGCCAUUGGCAAACUAUCUCCUUUUUCUCAUUCUGGUUUUGGCGACGCUCCAGACGCCAGCGGCGAAAAAGCAAGGAAAAAAUGCAAUCAAGUCGUUGGGCAGUAGGAUUGCAAAGAAAAAUGCGAUUGUCAAGUGCUGCGGAGGAACUUCUUGUUUGCAAAAAUUUACGACAAAAUCAAGCUUGAACUCGUCAAAGGCUGCUGUAAAUUUCAUUCAUUCAAAAACAGAAACUUUGCCAUCUUUUUCCACUUCAGAAGAAACUACGGAACCUGCAAUUACAGAAGUAACUUCGGAAGCGGAAACAACAAGCGAAGUGUCAGUGUCGGACACAAGUCUAGAAUCCAUCACUUUGACCACCAGUAUAAGUUCAACUUCAACUACGACUGCAACGAUACAAACAACAGAGUCGAAUAUAACGGAAACGAGUGUGGAAUCAGCUAUAAAUUUAUCAACAACUACAACAUCUAUAGCAACAACAACAUCUACAACAACAACUAUAACAUCUACAACGGAGCCACCAAUAAAUGAAGAUGGAAAGUGUGAAACCAUGUUUGAAGUAGACCCAACUCUAAUUGGCAAUAAUGGCACCGUAAAAGAUCCUGAAAAAUAUGGAUUUUGGGUGCAGUCGUGCGGUCAGCAAUAUCUCUUUGGAAAAUCUGUGGUCACUUGGAGAGAGAAUUUGAUAAAAUGCUACAAACUCGGUAUGGAGCCGCUAACUUUUGAGAACGUUUCGAAAUUGGAGUGCUUUUCUAAACAACUCGUUUCCAAAUGGAAGUUUGGUUCAAACUAUUGGACUUCCGCUUCGAGAACGAACGAAAGCGAGUUUUCAUGGUGCACCAAAAACGGGUCGAUUGUGGUGGAAAAACAGCCCUGGGCCGCCGGGCAGCCGCAAAAUUUCAACAAUAGUGAAAACUGCGUUCACUUCAACGUGUCAAAAAAGAACUUGAACUUCACUUUCUCGGACAGAAUGUGCUCUGACCGGCUGAUUUUUGCUUGCCAAGGCGCCCCGACUCGAGCACCCUGUUCAAUGCCCACGUGUCCAAGUAUUACGUGCACCAAAAGCCCAAGGCAUUUUAAUAAAUUUGGAUACUUGGCGCUUCCAAAUUCACAUGGAAGUUGGUUCAAUUACAACGGCAGGACUUUUGUCUACAGCUUCAAAAAUAAAACUGACACCUACGUCGGGGCAACAACGGCUUGUUGCGCAAUCGGAAUGUCUUUGUUGAGUUUGGAGUACGAUUACAAGUACAAAUCAAUCGUUGCAGCAGUCAAAAAUAAUUCCAAUCUGAGCGACUUCUACUGGACUUCGGGCAGCGACCGCGGUUGCAAGUGGAGUUUCGGUUAUUGCGCGGCCAAUAGGAUUUUGAGGCAAGAGGCCGUUUGGGCUUCGGGCCAGCCGGACCACGCCGACGGAAACGAGAGCGCCGUUGCUGUUUUUGUCAACGAGAGUGACGCUCAGUUGUACGAUUUCAAGGAUUCGUCUAAAAUCAGAUACAUUUGUGAGGCGAGGGACACGUCGAAAUCAAAGUCGGGCGGAACUGCCGUGCGAGACGAGUGCGCAACCCUUUUCAACGUCAGCCAGGCCGAAAUUGAGUCUUUGUUGAAUCCAUCUUUCCCAAAGGAUAUACGAAUCAAGUGCUUCAUCAAAUGCCUUGGAGAGAAUUCUAACUUGGUGAAAUUUGAAAAUUUAUUUGUAUUUACUCUAAUGAAGUUUUCGCAGAUGGUGAACGGCAUGUUUGUGGAGAACGAGGUGUUUGGAAUUUUGGAAACUUUGGCGGCCGGGAAUGCGGCCGAGUUGCAGAAAAAUGUAGGGGUCAUGGACGAGUGCGGCGGAUCGGUUACGGGAAUGGACGAGUGCGACCGAGCGGCCCAAAUGAUCAAAUGCAGCAGCGAAAAAGCACCCGAGGCUCUGAAUGGUAUUGUCGCAGCUAUGGACAAGUCAAUGCCCAUGGAUCCAGUUCUGUUGGAACCUCCGGCGCCCUGCAGUUACGGCCCUUUCCCUUGCAACGUCUCCUCGGUUCUUGCGCAGGAAGUAGCCAAUUGUUCUGGAAAUUGCACCACACAGAACGGCUUUGUGCGAGACUUGUGCGGCAAAAAAUAUUUUUUCAUCAACAAGCAGAUGAACCUAACCGAUGCGUAUGACCGGUGUUGCCGCUACGGAAUGCAAUUGGCCUCCAUUGAAUCUGUCGAGGAACUCAACUGCCUCACGUUUGCAAGCACUCCAAUAUCAAACGCGUGGACGUUUGUGGCUGGGAGCAUGGUGAACAGCACCAUUCCGCGCUGGUGCACCUCAAACGCCACAUUUUCCUUCGUUGGAUACUCGCAAGUUAUCACCACCAUCUACAAUCCGCCCGACAAUUCGUACAUUCUUGUGCCCGACACAAAAAACUUCAGCGUCACCACCUCCUACUACCUUCGCUAUCCAAUGUGCAAAGCGCUCUGAAUUUUUCAUAUUUUGAUCAAUUCAAAAAUCAGAUAAAACGAAAAUUCUUAAAAAUAUCGCGACUAAAAUUGCUUAUAAGGAAAUCUAAUGUAAAACCAUCUGUUUCCUAAAAGAAAUGAAUAAAAAUACAUUAAUUGGCUUUCUUUUUUGAAAUUCACUUUUUUAACAUUUCAAAAUUCUGUAAGAGUUCUGGAUAAGUAUAAGAUAUCAAUAAAUUAAUUAGAAAGACUGAGAACUGCUUCAAAGUUGUGAAUUCAAUCAGGAAACAAUCUUUUAAAAAUCAACAAAUACAAAUCCAGAAGAAGACAAACAAUAUACGCAUAAUAUAUAUUUUAAUUUCAUUGCCCUCUUUUCUUUAAUCAGAAACAAUUAUAAAGUGCGCUUUUCAGAUAUGCAAGUUCUUGUUCAAGUGCUGUUUGUUGCAAUUAAAAUAAUAUUCCUUGCAUUUUAUCAGGAAGAACAAGCGCAAUAAAAGAGUGCGCGUGUUUCUUGAUGUACUUCAGUAUUCACCACAGGUUUCCUGAAUUACAAGAAGCAUUUUAAAUUCCUCUACGAUGAAACAAAUUUUGCUUUUUGUGGUGGGAAUUUCUUCCCUGGUAAAUUGUCUUGAUCUGAUGGACUCGAGCAUGUUUUCUGAUCUGCCAAAUUUGAUCCCCGUCAGCUUCGGACCGAACUACAACAGGGAGGCAGUUUCGCGGAGAAUUGCAUCUUGGCGGCCCAAGAGCGGAAGGAAUAUCUGGGAGUUGAGUGGUCUUCGUGAGGGAGACAUAAUGGACCAACCUGGGGACAAGGGCAGGAACGUCAUCAUCGACCCCAAGUACAACUGGCCCAACAAC